UAAAAUAAUUCUCAUUUGUUCGCGACUAACUCGAUUAGGCGGCAACAGUGACAGUAACAACUUUUUAAUUUUACGAUGACACACACACUUUACAUACUCGUAAUUGGCUUAUGCUGUAUGGGGAUGGGAUGCAGCUAUGUGGAGAGCCUUGAAUACUAUACGGAAAAGCCCGCAUACCUCGAAUCAUGCCGCAUUUAUGAGCCAAAUUUCACCAACUGCUCGACACGUUCCAUACAGAACUUUCUCGACGCUGUUGUUGAGGGCAUACCUGAAAUUGAGGCUUCAUUCGGACCGCUGGAUCCGCUGACACAAGAGCAGCUAAUAUUUAAGCAAGAUAAUAGCGAUGUGGCCACCAUUUCAGCCAAUUUAACCAAUUUGGUAAUACGCGGCUUUAGCAAAAUGGUUAUCAAGGAGAGCAAAGUUAGCAAGAAAGACUUUAGCUGGCAAACCAAAAUUUAUUUACCUAAACUACGCCUGGACGGCAACUAUAAAAUGGCCGGGCGCAUUUUACUUAUACCGCUAAUGGGUGCCGGCCGCAUACUUCUAGACAUAAAGAAUCUUGAUAUAAUGAUGUACACCAAGACGCAUCUAUACGAAAAGGGCGGCUACACCUUUUACAAUGUUACAGCGGUUAGCGUUAAGCUGGAAAUUGGUGGUUUGUAUACAAAACUGGACAACUUGUUUAAUGGCCGCAGCAAGGAGGUGGAGCAAAGCACGAAUCAAUUCUUCAAUGACAAUUGGCAGGAUUUCUUUGAGGCCUUAAGGCCCUUGGUUGUGGAAACUGUGGAGCGUACGCUGCUUGAUCUGUUGCAAAAGAUGUUUCAUCUAAUGCCUGCCAACUUUUUUGUUGAAGAUAUACCCAACUCGCUGGCAUUUUAUGGACGCAAAACAAAGCUUAUACAAUAAAAUACAAAUAUAUUUUCUUAAACUGAGAGAGAGAGAGAAACUGUUACAGUUCAAUAAUAAAUGCAAGUGCUUAAGAUAU
Molecule: messenger RNA, 985 nt
Organism: Drosophila busckii
Lineage: Eukaryota; Metazoa; Arthropoda; Insecta; Diptera; Drosophilidae
Gene: Jhbp11
Exons: 5
Coding region: 76-906 (276 amino acids)
Source: RefSeq, a predicted model, not a curated record